CGUACAUUAAAUAGGCGAAUGAGGAGCUAAGCGGAUUCUGCACCUAGACAGUGCGGUGUUCCAUUGAUUCGUAUUGUACUGUCAUACAUAAAAAAGCAAUCUAUGGUGCGCUUACCAUAAUAUGUUAUUCCGUCGUUCUUGGAUACCGCAGAUCAGCGGUUCAUUCUGUCAAAAUGUGGGUUUUCUUCUUUCUAGAGAUGAUUGAGUGCGCGACGUUUCCCAAACGGCAACACUGUCUCUAGAGAGGACUGCAGCGCAGAUCGGAUUCUGCGGGCAUGUCUUACACGAAGUCGAGCUGUCGUGGUUGGAGUUUAUGGUCGAAAUUUAGUAUCGUGCUACUGAUUGUCUGUGCGAUUUGGAUGUACUUCACGAGAAAACCCGACCACGAUUACGAUAAACGGAUUUUUGAGCCGUUAUUGGUUCGUGACACGGAUCACGAAGAAUAUGUGACGACUGGCCUCGCAGUUAAAACUGAGCACUGUACUCACUGGAAAUGUGUGGAUGUAUAUAGGUGCGGAAGACUCGGAGAAAAGGUGACGGUCUAUAUUUACCCAAUCACAAGGUACGUGGACGAAGAUGGAGGGCAGGUGGUACCAGAGACGAGCGUGGAAUACAUGCGGAUGCUAGAUUGGCUGCGACGCUCUCCGUAUUUCGUAGCAGACCCACAGAUGGCUUGUCUAUUCGUUCCCAGUGUGGACACCCUUGGCGUGCAGCACGCGUUGGCACCGGAAGUGUUAGCUAAUCUAGCAUUCUGGGACGAAGGAACGAAUCAUCUCGUAUUCAAUCAACUACAAGCAACUCAACGGACGGGCUUUGCCAUGCAUGUGUCGGCAGCACUUUCUGAUCGAACUUUUCGGCCGGGUUUUGAUGUCGCAAUACCAAUGAUGCCCUACGUUACUGGAUACAGGAUCACUGAUAAUAAAGAAAAGCUUAGGUUUAGUCGAGCGUGGCAACUCGUAUUUUCUCGAUGGGCAGAGCUUCCGGAGUGGGCGGAAAAGGUUGUCCUGCAGCUAGCCAGAUCCUCGGCAGGAGUCAUACUCCUCGAACCGUGCACGAAACAUCGCGGAAAACGCUGCGUUUAUAGCAGCGGUCUGGCUCAACAACAACAACAACAGCAACAACAACAGCAGCAGCAGAAGAAACACAACAUCGUGGAGUAUCCGAAAGCGCUUGAAAAUGCCGACUUCUGUCUCAUACUGAGUGGGGUAGGCGUUGAGUCAGCGCUUGUAUUUACCGAGGCCGUUAGUGCGGGAUGCAUUCCCGUUCUUGUGCAUAAUGAAGAGCGAAUGAUUUUACCAUUUCCAGAACGAAUCGACUGGCUUGAAGUAACAGUUCACUUUAAUAUUAAACGAAAACCUGACAUCAUUAGCCAUUUAGAAAGUUUUAGCGCGGCUGAGAUUCGCUUUCGCCGAGAAAAAUUAGUCAGUAUCUAUGGCAAAUACAUGAGUUCACCAGUGACUAUCAUCUCGAAUGUUAUGGAUAUUCUAAAUGAUCGGAUUUUUGCCCAGCGUACUGCCGAUACCUAUGCGUUAGACCGUAUCUCACAGGUAUCGUUAAAACGAAGAGGUUUUUCUGCCGUCAUUCUCACCUACAAUCGGCCGGACUCAUUGAGAAAGCUCAUAUCUCUUCUACAAAGUGUUCCGUCACUUGUAAAAAUCAUCGUUGUGUGGAACAAUCCCAAUCUUGAUCCGCCGACACCAUUGGCAAAAUCCGUAAAGCCUGUUACAAUCAUUCGAUCUCGAGAGAACAAGCUCACGAACCGGUUUUACCCAUACAAAGAAAUUGAAACUGAGGCCGUCCUCUCGUUAGAUGACGAUAUUUUAAUGCUGACCCCAGAUGAGCUCGAAUUCGGUUUUCAAGUAUGGUGUGAAAACUCUAAUAAGAUUGUUGGGUUCCCAUCACGUUUACAUGUGUGGGACAAUCAGACAAAAAGGUGGCGAUAUGAAUCUGAGUGGCUUAAUGAUAUUAGUAUGGUAUUGACUGGUGCUGCUUUCUACCACGUUGAGUAUGGCCGACACUUUUUCAAAAUGCCGAAGUAUCUCCGAGACUAUGUGGAUUCCAAAUUCAAUUGUGAAGAUAUUCUGAUGAAUUUCCUUGUAGCGAACCUGACCAGCGGUGCACCUCCAGUGAAGGUGGCACCCCGCAAAAAAUUCAAACCCGAUACGGCGGCAACUGCCACGAAUUCGCUAUCAGCGAGCUUAGAUCAUAUGCAGGCACGGUCCGAAUGCAUUAAUGAAUUUGUCAAAGCGUUCGAUGGUAUGCCGCUUGGUAUAUCGCAGUGUCGGGCGGACCCGGUAUUGUUUAAAGACAAUCUUCCGCUGAGAUUGAAACGGUUUAAUCAGGUCGGUAUUCUCUAAUCCCUAUUCGACAUUGUAACUAUUGUAGGCAGUAGGAAGUUCAAAUACGUACCGUAUGCUUUUAAGUAAUACUAUUUAAAAACAUAGCCUUAUAUUUUCUAAUCUUGCGAAUUAAUGGUGGCUCUUGCAACCUGCGCGGCUUAUACGGCAUUUCGGUCGAGAUGACGUAAAAGAAGAAAGGUUUAGUUCUCUUUGAAUUAUCCAUAGAAUGUUGAUUAUAUUUUUAUAAUAAUGAAUGAUAAUUAGAUCGAAAACUAGGAAUGCUGAGGUAUCGCUGAAAUAUUUGUAGCACUUCCUGUUGAAGCACUGUAUGAGUUUGUGUUUGACGAAGUUUAGGCACAAAACCUUUGUAUGACGUUAAAGUUUCAGCAACAACAACAACAAUCAACCAAAGUGAACUUUUUUUAAGUUUUGAGUUUAAAAAAGCUAGAUAACUAUAAAGUUAGUCGCAUUUUUUCCACUGUAAAGCGCGAACAUAGUAUUAUCACCUACAGUCUUUCAUGCGUCUUUAUUCAGGGGGUUUCAACUGUCGUUAACUCUCGUCCGUACAUAAUUAGCACUGUGCCAUGGCUAAUACAAAAUACGGCAUUUUUAGUCUGAAAGAAGCAUAAAGAAGAUAAUGUCAAAACCUAAUUAAAUGUACAUAUUUGCUGUUAAUAAAUUUCAUUGUCAAAC
Messenger RNA from Varroa destructor (honeybee mite), 3032 nucleotides. It is a transcript of the gene sotv, whose product is annotated as exostosin glycosyltransferase sotv. Gene Ontology annotation, cellular component: membrane. NCBI's taxonomy places the organism in Eukaryota, Metazoa, Arthropoda, Arachnida, Mesostigmata, Varroidae. Gene Ontology annotation, molecular function: glycosyltransferase activity. The record is from RefSeq and is a predicted model, not a curated record.